Molecule: messenger RNA, 4210 nt
Organism: Acaromyces ingoldii
Lineage: Eukaryota; Fungi; Basidiomycota; Exobasidiomycetes; Exobasidiales; Cryptobasidiaceae
Exons: 1
Coding region: 428-3877 (1149 amino acids)
Source: RefSeq, a predicted model, not a curated record
UGACGGUGGUGGUGUGCUUGACAGGGCAAUCUUCCUCUCCGCCAUCACCACCACCCAUCAUUACAUCACGAUAGGGACGCACGCGUGUGCAUGCGAUGCAUCCGUGAAAAAAAGUCGAGACCACCCCUCCUGAUUGUCCACAUUCGGCGAGGCGCGUGCGACGGAACAAAUAAGAGUAAAGCGACGCUGAGGUGGAGGAUCCAAGAAAUAGAGGGCAAGUCCAGCGCUUGACCGAACGACCCGACGGCGCGAUCUUCUUGGCUUUUUCCUUCUCUCUGUCCGUCGGCGCCUUGUCCAACGUGCACCACCUACAACCGAGCCCUCUGACCGACACCAAGAGUCAUGAGCAUGGCAGCAGUAUAGCAAGCCAAGCGAGCGAGCAAUCGACCGCACAAGCCAAGAGGAGCGGAGGAGGGGGGUGGCCGCAAUGACCUCGUUGCUGUCGCCCUUUAACUUUGGGCAAAAGUACGCCUACUUCCAUGCCAAGAUCACGAUCCACGAGCUGGCCAGCGUCCCCCUCGUCUCGGGCCGAUUCCAGGCCAAAUGGCGCAUCAAGAACGUGUACGGCCUACAGAGCCUGCCCGUCGCCGCUCAGGCGCAUCAUUUGAUGCACAGCGCCGCGCACAGCAAUCAUCACACAGGCGAGCAGGCGGGUAAGCCAGAGGAUGGACCGAAGAGAAGACAGUCGCUGCGGAGGUCUCAGAACGGCAGUGUGAACAACCAGCCUGAUGAAGAUGGCGACAACGACGAGAACAGCAACGAGAAUGACGGAACGGCAGAUUUGCAGGCGGACGAUGAGGGCAAGGGGAGUGUAAACGAGACAGCGCCCCUAAAAAAAAGUUUUCCGGUAAAGAGCUCAGGCGAGGCCGAUGGCGAAGAUGAAGGCGCUCGACAAGGAGCCAAUGGCGAAGAUCAAGAGCAAGUGGAAGGCACCAAGGGGACGCACCACCGUGGAGCACGUUUCUUCUCGGGAGUCAAGGGCGCAUUUCGAAGCCGCAAAGCCAGCACGACGAGCAAAAGGAGCGAGGAUUCGAUACCCUCGCAACUUCGUAAGAGCACCGACACAAGGGCAGACGAGCAGUCUGACUCGCUGCAGACGCCCGACGACUCGUUUGGAAGGGCGAAAGCAAAGAGAAUCAGAACGCCAUCGACCAAUGGUCAUGCUCUUUCUCCCUCCUCCGCUGGCGCGACACUCGAGGAUGAAGACGAACCGAUAUCGUCGACUACCGUGGCACGUGGGCCAAGCAGCGCCAAGGGAAAAGAGAAGGAGCCGACGUCCGAGGGCAGCACCGAUCAAACAAGCUUGCACUUCCACGCUGAGCCGAAGGGCAGCACGACGAGCGAGAGGGUCAAAGAGCACGUCGUGCACUGGGAACGCGAGCUCGAAGUCGGUCUUCGGAUCGCAGUCGAUAAGCCCAGAGGUGCAGGAAGCAGUGGCACAGGUGCUUCGAUGUCCGCUGCUGCUCCUUCCAGCAACACCAAUGCCUCUUCCUCGGCCAGCGUCUACUCUGCCUCUUCUUCGGGUGAGGGCGCACGGCAUCAAACCAGCAACCGUGACCUUCGCGAAAGGCAUGAUGCUGAUCGGGAGAAGGAACAGCAGCUGGCCGAUGCAUGGGGCGUCCUGGCUCAGGCCGAGCUCAAGAUCAACGUCAACAGCAACAUUCACACCGACGCAUCGGGACCCAACCACGAAUCUCACUCGAGACUCGGUCAGGUGACUAUCAAUUUGGCAGAGUUUGCCCCUCACCCGCACAACCACCAUCACCACCAUCAUCACCAUCAACACCAUCAUCAUCAUCAUCACCCUCACCAUCAGCAAGGCAAGGGUAGCCAAAUUCACAGCCACCCGCCUUCCAAGAGGAGCGAGACGAGACGCUACCUGCUCAACGACAGCAAGACGAAUGCGACGCUUAAAUUGACCAUCGAAAUGACGCAUGUAGCCGGGGCAAGGGAGUACUUCGUGCCCUCGAUCAGGCAAGGUCUUCUCGUUGGCAACAUGGCCGCCCAUGCGCUUGAAGCCGGACCGAUGAACAAUUCGUCGAGCAAGGGCAGCAGCAGCGCCAGCUCCGAUAAUGGUAGCACUGUCCACGACGACGGUGGUGAUCGUCAAUCAGUGGGCUCGAGGACAAGGAAUAACGGGAGCGCCGCGUCCCUCGGCAACCCCAUGGCCAAUUGGCCCCCAGACAGUGUGGCACGGCACUCGAGAAUCCCUGCUCAGAAUCUCAAGACAGAGCUGUCUCACAAGGACGCCGCCCGAGCAGUGCAGGAGGGAGGAGGCGGUGGGAGGUUGGCCUUCUCCUUCUCCGGGGGAGCGCAUCACGACCGAGCUCCAGAAGAUGUCGUCGCUGGCAUCUUUGAUGGCUCCUCGUCAUCUUGGGAUACCAACGCCAGCCUCAUGUUGACCCCGACAGUCAGCCGCGCGGAAAAGGUAAAGCACGGCGCGUCAGCCGGUCGCAAGCAAGCCGCGGGCGACAAGAAGUCCACAAGGCCAGGGAUGUCCUCGAGGCCAAGCACGGCAACGAGCCUGCACAGCAACAGUAGCAACAGCAAUAGCAACAGCACCAGCAACAAAAACAGCAGCAAUCGUACCGCCGACAAAGCUGAUAUUCGCAGCCACGAAGCCCUCGGUGGGGAGAAGCCAGAGCACUACGACUCCGUUCGCCCCGCCCUGUCCGCAGAACACGGCUCUCAGGCAGCUGGGCAGAUCCCCACGAGAUUCUCGGCCAAAGUGACUUCUCCCUCUGCCGGUCCCGGUGUCGACAUUGACAGCGCGUGGCGACCUACGGAGGCUUCGAAGUCCGAAACCUCUAGCAUGAUGCGCGGUGAUUCAGCGUCUUCGUCCAAGAAGCAGAGCUCCCCAUCGCCCAGCCAGGCUCAGCCGCCGAGGAAUCACAGCAGGAGCUCUUCGGCCUCGACAAUGAAGAGUAUUCUGCGAUCUGGCAUCACGCCGGCGCAGUCGAGCGAAUCGUCGCCCGUGUCAAGGGGCAAUCUCCAAGAGCCUGCCGGCGCUACCUCGGGCGGAGCGGGGUCCGGCAGCGCCAAGAGCAGCACUGGCAGCAGCAGCGGGGAUCGCCCCGGCAUUCACCGGCGCACGUCUUUGCACUCUCGACCAACCUCGGUCCACUGGGACCCGAGCAUUCAGCACCCUAGCGCCGUCUCAACGGCAUCAGAUCCUGCAAGUGGUCAGCCCCCGUCGCCGGCAUCGCAACAGCAGCCAGCACCGGCAUGGCUGCAGGCCAACACGAGCAGAGAGCCCCUUGUAGUCCCGCCCGUUCCCCGAAUGAUCACCGCUUCCCCUUCGUCGCUAGGCGGUACUUCCUCUUCGAGAUCUCCCUCUGCAAAGGCAUCGAGCAGUAACGUCCAGUCAUCGCUGUCGACGUCUUCGACUCUCCCUUCUGUUCCCUCUGACUCCGAGCUCAGCCUGCCUGCUCUAGUCGACGACAACGAGUCGGAGGGCAAGAGAAGAGACAGCAGCUACGACGAGGUCGGAUUGGGAUUAUCUGAGGCGAUGCCUCCAAAGACACCUCCCGACGUUGCUCGCAAGCUUGCCCUGCUGAUGCCCAGGGCUUCAGCCCUUUCAAACCAGGAUCAGCACGCCUGUGUGACCGCGACGGGAGAGAAAGUGACCGAAGCGAGCAGCCACAGCAGCGGCAGACCAGACGAAGGUGGCCGCCACCGCGUCAUUAAAGGCACUGUGGGUUUGUCAAAGGACGAGGCCAAGCGUGAAGGAUACCGGGGCGUCGGAUGGGGGACACACUCGGCCCUCGGCAUCGAUGCAAGCUUCUGGAAUGCGUCCGGCUUCGCAUACACACCUGCUGGUGACGAUGCUGCUCUCACCGGCGCCACGACGGCCCCAGCUACUGCUGCGAGCGACUGAAGGUGCAUUCCAGCUGGCAAGAAGGCUCACCUUCCUCCUAUCUUUUCUCUUCUUUUCUUCUUUGCAAUUGCUACUCAACCUAGACUUCCUUCGUACUAAGCUAUGGAACUGCUCUGUAUCUCUCAAGGCUCCUUUACGUACAGUACCGUGAUAUCUCUCCCUUCACUUAGACCUACCCCUCUCUCUUUUCGCUUUACUAUUCUACAUCACUUGCACUGCGCCGUCCCAUGCCCUUCCGCCAUGUGUUGUCACAUAGUAGCAAAUAGCAUCUCAAGCAUCCGUUUCGCUCCUCUUUCUUGUCGCUAUAUUCCCUAAUACAUUUCGGUCACCAAC